GGCGGCGGCGCCAUUUUGCGAACGGCGAGCAGCGGCGGCGGCGCGGAGACGCGCAGCGGAGGUUUCUGGUUUCGGACCCCAGCGGCCGGAUGGUGAAAUCCUCCCUGCAGCGGAUCCUCAACAGCCACUGCUUCGCCAGAGAGAAGGAGGGGGACAAAGCCAGCACCGCCGUCCACGCCGCCCGCGCCAUGCCGCUCCUCAGCCUGCACAGCCGCGGAGGCCGCAGCCGCGAGAGGGCCUCCGCCGCCUGCUGCAGUCCCCUGGGUCCGGGGCCUCGGUGGUGCUCCGAUGUCCCUCACCCACCGCUGAAGAUCCCAGGUGGGCGAGGGAACAGCCAGAGGGAUCACAGCCCUGCGGCCGCCGCCGUCCUCUACGCCGACGAGCGGCUGCGCGUGACCGAGGAGCCCGCGUCGCACGGCCGGACGAGGAUUCUGAACGCGCAGACGCGGCUCUCGGGCUCCCGGCGCGUGGACUGGAGGGCGGUGCUGCGCGGCGGCUGCCUCUACGUGGAGAUCCCGGGCGGCGCCCUGCCCGAGGGCAGCAAGGACAGCCUCGCAGUUCUCCUGGAGUUCGCGGAGGAGCAGCUGCGCGCCGCCCACGUCUUCGUCUGCUUCCCCAAGACCCGCGACGACAGAGCCGCCUUGCUCCGGACCUUCAGCUUCCUGGGCUUUGAGAUGGUGAGACCGGGGCAUCCCCUCGUGCCCAAGAGACCCGACGCUUGCUUCAUGGCCUACACGUUCGAGCGGGCGUCUUCGGGCGAGGACGAGUAGCGGCGGCGCCCCUGCAUCGCGGUCCCUUCGCGUGUCGCGCUCCCGGGCGGCG
This is a messenger RNA of Mustela erminea (ermine), 822 nucleotides long. It is a transcript of the gene OAZ1, whose product is annotated as ornithine decarboxylase antizyme 1. Gene Ontology annotation, cellular component: nucleus; cytoplasm. NCBI's taxonomy places the organism in Eukaryota, Metazoa, Chordata, Mammalia, Carnivora, Mustelidae. Gene Ontology annotation, molecular function: ornithine decarboxylase inhibitor activity. Gene Ontology annotation, biological process: positive regulation of protein catabolic process. The record is from RefSeq and is a predicted model, not a curated record.